Messenger RNA from Verticillium alfalfae VaMs.102, 96 nucleotides. RefSeq lists its product as hypothetical. Lineage: Eukaryota; Fungi; Ascomycota; Sordariomycetes; Glomerellales; Plectosphaerellaceae. The transcript is spliced from 2 exons. The record is from RefSeq and is a predicted model, not a curated record. Bases 1 to 96 code for a protein of 31 amino acids.
AUGUCGGGGAAGUUGUGUUUCGUCAAGAUGACAGUCUUCCAAGUUUAUCUUUUGUCGCUGGCUGUGCCACAACUCCGUUUUCACGACAAACCUUGA